CACUUUUUGUAUUGCACAAUAAAUUCGAAAUAUCAUUAAUCUUUAGUUGCCCUUGAGUGUGGGAAACAGUAGUGAACUACAGUAAAAUCUUCAUCAAUGGCGGAUCCGCCGGAGAUCUCGUUCGCCGCAAUCUUCGCCUGCAGCGCUUUUGCUGCUUGCUUUGCUGAGUUCUGUACCAUUCCCCUAGAUACUGCUAAAGUACGGCUUCAGCUACAGAAGAGAGUUCCGCUAGGUGACUCGGAGAGUACACCAAAAUACAAGGGCCUUUUGGGUACAAUUGCUACCAUAGCUAAAGAAGAAGGCUUAUUUGCACUUUGGAAAGGAAUCGUACCUGGCCUGCAUCGACAAUGUCUUUAUGGAGGCUUAAGAAUUGGGUUGUACGGGCCUGUCAAGGCAUUCCUCGUUGGAAGUAGCUAUACUGCAGAUGUAUCCUUAUUCACUAAAAUACUAGCUGCUCUGCUUACUGGUGCUGUAGCAAUAGCCGUUGCUAAUCCUACCGAUCUUGUUAAAAUCCGGCUUCAAGCUGAGGGUAAAUUGGCAGUUGGAGCACUCAGUCGUUACAGUGGUGCUUUGGAUGCAUAUCGUGCCAUUGUCAAGCAGGAAGGAGUGGCAGCUCUAUGGACAGGGCUCGGACCAAACAUUGCAAGAAAUGCAAUUAUAAAUGCUGCAGAAUUAGCUAGUUACGAUCAUAUCAAAGAGACAAUUUUGGCAAUUCCAGGAUUCACAGACAAUAUUAUAACACAUAUAUUAGCUGGUCUAGGUGCGGGGUUCUUUGCUGUCUGCAUCGGCUCCCCUAUCGAUGUGGUAAAAUCCAGAAUGAUGGGAGAUUCAGUCUACAAAAGCACUAUAGAUUGCUUCUUCAGAACAUUAAAAUCGGAGGGAAUCUUUGCUUUUUACAAGGGGUUCUUUCCGAAUUUCGGUCGACUUGGAUCGUGGAAUGUUAUCAUGUUUUUGAUUCUCGAACAAGUAAAAAGAUUAUUCAGUUGAUCAUAUCAGCCCAUAUUUUUUUUUCUUCUUCUCUUUUCUAUUGAAUCGACAAUAAUACAACUAGCGUCUGCUUGUUUGUGGAUGUCCUCAAAAGUGACGUUGGAAACGAUUCCACUACCGAAUCACAUGAAGUGCUCUAUUAUUGUGGAGCGACAUGGCAAGUGACACACUUUAUUUGAUGCAGACGAGAUUGCUCCCCACGUGAUAUACUUAAAAGACCAUUUUUUGAUGAGGUGUGAAUUCGACUGAAUAUAUAUAUACGAACUUAGAAAUAUAUGUGUUAAUAUAUAUACGAUAUCAAUGUAAUAUUGUAACCAUAAUAUGUUGGAUCCAAAUUGUAGACUCGAGAUACUUUACACGUUUAUUUGCUUUAUUGUUUUAGGGAGAGGGGUAUUAAGUUGGUGUUACUCUUGUCAUCAUGUAAUUGCUAGAUGUGGACUCAAAACUCAAAGGGGACGAUGCUAUUUACACUGUACUAUCGUACUAUUCGUAUUACGUAAAC
Molecule: messenger RNA, 1489 nt
Organism: Erythranthe guttata (spotted monkey flower)
Lineage: Eukaryota; Viridiplantae; Streptophyta; Magnoliopsida; Lamiales; Phrymaceae
Gene: UCP2
Product: uncoupling protein 2
Biological process (GO): transmembrane transport
Source: RefSeq, a predicted model, not a curated record